This is a messenger RNA of Amphiprion ocellaris (clown anemonefish), 5035 nucleotides long. RefSeq names its product immunoglobulin-like and fibronectin type III domain-containing protein 1. The transcript has 27 exons. Lineage: Eukaryota; Metazoa; Chordata; Actinopteri; Pomacentridae. The coding region runs from base 216 to 4868 and encodes 1550 amino acids. The record is from RefSeq and is a predicted model, not a curated record. Gene Ontology annotation, molecular function: protein binding.
CCACCCCACUACCCCCUCAACAAUAAUAACCCACCCGCUUUGAGCAUCCAUCUGCCUCUCUUUGAGAAGAAGCCUCUCUUUGACAGUCGCUUGCAAGCAGCAAACGUGUUUUCCCCAAAGGAUUUAACAUCCGGUAAAACCCAGGAGGCAGCGAGUUUAGACCACAUCUAUAAACCAGUCGACAGGUUGCUGUUUUGCAAAUCAACUCCCCCAAAAUGUGGAAAAGUGAGAAGAAAACGGGUUCGGCUGCCAGACCAAGUUUCUCCAUUGUUCACCGAUAUAUUCAGCAUUUUAAUGAGGUGUCUGGCAGCAAGUCAGCUGCUCUCCGGAGAAGAUCUAAGACCCCUGGGGUAAUGAUCACACAGUAUGUAAUGAAUCUGCCGGAGGGAAAAAGCACCCCAGAUUUCAUAUCUAAACCAACCCCAUUAACCAUCGACGAAGGAAAAUUAGCCGUUUUUAAGGCCGUGGUGAAAGGAGACCCGAAACCAGAGGUGUCAUGGAAAAGAGCAAAGGGAAAUAUUUUAGAGAAGCAAAAAUUUCUGAGUAAAUAUGAUGAAUCAACUGGGGAGUAUAUAUUAGAGAUUCACAAUGUGACUGGUGCAGAGACAGACACGUACAAAUGCCAUGCAGUGAAUGAAUAUGGCAAAGCUGUCUGGACCACAACACUGACUGUAAAUGAGGCUUCAACAAAUCCAGCAGAUUUCAGAAAACUGCUGAAGAAGAGCAAAGUAGAGAGAGCAGAUGGAGAAAGUGAUGAAAAGUUCUGGGAUGCGAUGCUGAAUGCUGACAGAAAGGACUACGAGCGCAUCUGUUCUGAGUUCGGUGUUACAGACUUACAUUCGAUUCUCAAGAAACUUGAAGAGAAGAAGAAGGAGAGAGCACAAAAUAAGUGUAAGGAUGGUGUAAGUCCUUAUGAUGAAGAUGAAAAACUGAAAAACGAUCCUAGGAGCAUUGGGAGGACAAAGCAUUUCAGCACUAACGGCCUGAUGCAAAAUGGCACAGGCCUGUAUGAGGGGGAUGUUGACGAGAUCAACCUCCGUAAUGCAGGGCUGAAUCAAGUCGGUGCUGAAGAAUUCAACAUUCUCUCUGAAGAGUAUAAACUUUCCAAUGUGGACUUUGUUAUCAAAAUCCAGGAGACUAAAGCCAAAGAAAGAGAGGAUGCCCUGUUUGAAUGUGUUUUGACUCACCCACUAUCUAAGAUCACAUGGAUGGGAAAAGGCAGCAACCUGGAGGAUGGGGAAAAAUACAGUAUAACUGUGUCAGACCACAAGUUAAUUCAUAGGCUGCUGAUCAGGGACUGCCAGCAGCUGGACAAAGGCAUUUAUUCAGCUGUGGCUGGAAUUACAACCUGCAGUGCCUGGCUGGUUGUGGAAGCUGAGAGUAACCUUGCCGGUAAGAAGAUAGGUCGUAAAACUACGUUGGCAGGUGGAGCACGGAUUGACCUCGAGAAAGUGGCCAAAGAGCAACAAAUAAAAUAUCGACAGGAGAUGGAGAAGAUUUUAGCAUCUGUAAAAGCAAAACAUGAUGGAGGACAACUGAAAGAAAAAAUGACACUAACCACUGGUGGAGGAGACGGUAAAAACUCUGAAAUCACCGAACCGGAUAAAAAUGCUGGAGACAUAAAAGACAAAUCUGACACUGCAAAAGCCAGUGCUCAGCCAGUGGGGAGAAAAGGGAAAACAAAGAGAAAGAACUCAAAAGGAGAUGGCACAGUAUCCAAAUUAGACAAUUCAGGGUGUGUAACAAAAGCAGAUGUGCAACUGAGAGUAGAUGACCCCAAGAACAAGAAACACACCAAAUCUGGUCAAGUGGAUUUUGACAAGGUAACAGAGUCCAGUGAAGAAUAUGAUGACACAGAUGAGCUUGAAAUGUCUACCGUUAGUAGAGAUGAAAUAGUUAAAUCCAAUGGAAAUAAAAGCUCUGCUGGGUCUGUCAAGCAUCGGAAGAAAACAAAGAAGGUCCAUUGGAAAGAACAAACAUCUGCCAAUGGAUAUCAUUUAAUGGGACAUUUUGUAUCAAAUGAUACUACAUUGCAGGACUGUUCAGAUUUUACUGAAAAUCCCCUAUAUAGAGCUGAAUGUGUAUUACCUCCAUUCUGUGGCUCUAACAAAAAUCCAAAAGAACUAGAAAGUGACACUGAAUCAAGUGAAAGUGAUGAAGAUGAGGCCUCUCUUGGACAGGUUAAGCAUCUAAAAUGUUCAAAACGAGGCCAAAAACCAAAGGAUGCAGUCAGUGGUAAGAGAUAUCCAAAUGAACUAGAAAGUGACAGUGAACCAAGUGAAAGUGACAAGGAUGAGGACUCUACUGGACAGGUCAAGCAUCAAAAACGUUCAAAACAGAACAGGAAGCCAAAGGAUGCAGUCGGUGGGGAAAGUAAAUGUCCUAAAGACAACAGCACAUGCGACGAGACUGAGGAUGUCACCGGCUCUUCCAGACAUACGAAGCGUAAAAGACAAGGAUCACUGAUAGAAGACUUGGUGACUGAUCCAGGCGUACAGUUCAUCUGGGGUUUGUCUGAUGUCAGUGCCAUCAUCAAUGAGACGGCUGAGUUGACAUGCAAGCUCAGCAGUGAACACUGUGAGGGAGUCUGGUUCAGAGACAACAAAAAGAUAUCCCCAGAUGACCAUUUCUCGAUCGCUAAAGAUGGUCCAAUCCAUAAAUUAGUCAUAACCAAGUGUGUGGAUGAGCACUCUGGGAAAUAUCGUUUUGAGGCGGAUGGUCGUAAAACAGAGGCGAUGAUCAACGUCAAAGAUCCCCCCAGGUUUCACCCUGAAGAUCUCAAUGAUUUCACUGAGCCUGUGAUAAUUAAAGUGGGGCAUAACGCCAUCUUCAAACUGCAUUUUGUUGGCUUCAAACCCAUAAAAAUCAAAUGGUACAGAGAAGGAGAGGAACUCCAUGAUGAUACCAAUACAAAAAUAGAAAAAUGUGAGAGUCGCAGCCUCCUGCUGCUGAGCAGGUGUCAGAGGAAAGACACGGGAGAGAUCAAGAUAAAGCUCAAGAACGAACAUGGCUUCACUGAGGCUGUAUCGCAGCUCAUUGUGCUCGACAAACCGACUUCCCCCCUGGGUCCUGCAGAGGUGACUGAGAGCUCAGCUGCAGGUAUUGAGUUUAAGUGGCGGCCUCCAAAGGAUGACGGCGGCUCACCAGUCAUUAACUAUAUAAUGGAGCGACAGCAGGUGGGACGAAACACUUGGAAGAAAAUCGGGGAAAUCCCAGGUGUACCGUGCUACCGUGACACAGACGUGGACCGUGGACGGAAAUAUUGUUACCGCAUCCGGGCAGUGACAGCAGAGGGAACAAGUGAAGUGAUGGAGACUGAUGAAAUGCAGGCUGGAACACUUGCUUUUCCAGGCCCUCCAGCACCUCCGAAGGUGGUCAGUGCCUUUGAUGACUGCAUAAACCUUUCAUGGGCUGCACCGAGCAACACAGGCGGUUCCCGUAUUCUGGGCUAUAUUUUGGAGAAACGCAAGAAGGGGAGUAACCUCUGGACUGUUGUCAAUGCCAUGGAUGAACUAAUAAAAGAAAAGAAGUAUGCCGUGAAGGAUGUUGUGGAAGGUAUGGAAUAUGAAUUCAGAGUUACUGCAAUAAACCUCUCAGGACCUGGUGAAUCUAGCAAUCCUUCAGAGUUUGUUUUUGCAAGAGAUCCAAAAAAGCCUCCUGGUAAAGUUACAGGCCUGAAGGUUACAGAAACUUCUUACAGCCACUUUGUCCUGACUUGGACCAAACCCGAGGAAAAACCAGAGAUACAGGAUGAAGCUAGAGGAUAUUUUGUUGAAAUUCGGCAGGCAGAUUGCCUUGAAUGGUCCCGCUGUAACAGCAGCCCCAUCAUCAUGACUUCCUACAGUGUGAAAGGCCUUAAGUCCAUGGACAUGUACUGGGUGAGAGUGAUUGCGACUAAUGAUGGAGGGGAGAGUGUCCCUGAGGAGCUGUCCAACUAUGUCCUCGCAAUGCCCUCACCUGUGAGGCCAAAAUUCACCAACAACAAGAUGAAGACUUUCAUAGUGGUGAGGGCUGGAAACUCUGUCAGGAUCACAGUAAACUUCGAGGCCUCACCGCGGCCAGAUAUUAUGUGGCUGAAGGACAACAUACCAGUGACAAAGCGGGUUACAAUCAGUAACUCCGAUGGCUCAUCCCAGCUGCUGAUUCCCUCUUCUGAGCGUUCUGAUUCAGGAAUCUACUCCAUUUUGGUGAAAAAUCUUGUGGGACAGGAGACAUUUAGUACAGAAGUCAGGGUCACAGAUGAUCCAAAGCCUCCUGGACCAGUACAACUGGAGGAGAAUGUGCCAGAAACUGUGACAGUGAUCUGGGAACCUUCUCCUGAUGAGAAGCGUGAUGAUCGUCUCCACUACACAGUGUCCAAACUGGACUCGACUAAACGUACAUGGUCCACGGUGGCUGACAGACUCUUCAAUAACAAAUUUACAGUGUGCAACAUAAUGCACGGGAGGGAAUAUCACUUCAGAGUCUAUGCCAAAAAUGACAUGGGCAUAUCUGCACCCUCGGAGUCACCGACCUGGGGGAUGGAGAAGAAAAAAUCGAAGUUUGUGAUAAAUGCACCAACCAGGAGGGACUGUGAUUUGCGAUGUGCCCCAAGCUUUAUUGUACCGUUGAAGCUUCACAGUGCACCCAAAGGUUAUGAAUGCCACAUGAGCUGUGCGGUGAAGGGAAACCCGACGCCUCGCAUCACAUGGUAUCGAAAUCACGUCAGUCUAAACACAAAUACCAACUAUUACACCUCCAACACCUGUGGAGUUUGCUCCAUGUUGAUCCUCCGUGUGGGUCCCAAAGACAUGGGAGAGUACACCAUCACUGCAGAGAACAGCUUAGGACGAGCUGAAUGCUCCACCGUCCUCAGUGUCCAAGAGUGAAGAAACAUGGAGCGCCUCCUUAUUUUACGAGCAAUGUUUAUUUUAAAGAUGAGCCUUCAAAUAAAGGAUGAUUGAAGUGACUGUGCUGCUUGGAACCUGCUGCACUGUGCUUUUAUUGGACUGCUACUGAGAUUAAAAUAAAUCAAGUUCACUAUUAAAACACUGCA